Rhinopithecus roxellana (golden snub-nosed monkey) is the source of this 1148-nucleotide messenger RNA. Its product is annotated as tRNA-splicing ligase RtcB homolog. Gene Ontology annotation, molecular function: RNA ligase (ATP) activity. The record is from RefSeq and is a predicted model, not a curated record. The transcript is spliced from 7 exons. Lineage: Eukaryota; Metazoa; Chordata; Mammalia; Primates; Cercopithecidae. Gene Ontology annotation, biological process: RNA processing. Gene Ontology annotation, cellular component: nucleus; tRNA-splicing ligase complex. The coding region runs from base 147 to 1097 and encodes 316 amino acids.
GUGGUGUCGGGUUUGACAUCAACUGUGAUGUCCGCUUGCUAAGAACCAAUUUAGAUGAAAGUGAUGUCCAGCCUGUGAAGGAGCAGCUUGCCCAAGCUAUGUUUGACCACAUUCCUGUUGGGGUGGGAUGAAAAGGUGUCAUCCCAAUGAAUGCCAAAGACUUGGAGGAGGCCUUGGAGAUGGGGGUGGACUGGUCCUUAAGAGAAGGGUAUGCCUGGGCUGAAGACAAGGAGCACUGCGAGGAGUACGGAAGGAUGCUGCAAGCUGACCCCAAUAAGGUUUCUGCAAGAGCUAAGAAAAGAGGCCUUCCUCAGUUGGGGACCCUGGGAGCAGGCAGCCAUUAUGCAGAAAUCCAGGUUGUGGAUGAGAUUUUCAAUGAGUACGCUGCUAAAAAAAUGGGCAUCGACCAUAAGGGACAGAUGUGUGUGAUGAUCCACAGUGGAAGCAGAGGCUUGGGCCACCAAGUAGCCACAGAUGCACUGGUAGCUAUGGAGAAGGCCAUGAAGAGAGACAAGAUUACAGUCAAUGGUCGGCAGUUGGCUUGUGCUCGAAUCGCUUCGCCAGAAGGUCAGGACUACCUGAAGGGAAUGGCAGCAGCUGGGAACUAUGCCUGGGUCAACCGGUCUUCCAUGACCUUCUUAACCCGUCAGGCUUUUGCCAAGGUCUUCAGCACAACCCCUGAUGACUUGGACCUGCACGUGAUCUAUGAUGUUUCUCACAACAUCGCCAAAGUGGAGCAGCAUGUAGUGGACGGGAAGGAGCGGACACUGUUAGUACACAGGAAGGGAUCCACGCGCGCUUUCCCUCCUCACCAUCCGCUCAUUGCUGUUGAUUACCAACUCACUGGACAACCAGUGCUCAUUGGUGGCACCAUGGGAACCUGUAGUUAUGUUCUUACUGGCACUGAACAGGGCAUGACUGAGACCUUUGGAACAACCUGUCAUGGAGCGGGCCGUGCAUUGUCCCGAGCAAAAUCUCGACGUAAUUUAGAUUUCCAGGAUGUUUUAGACAAAUUGGCAGAUACGGGAAUUGCAAUCCGUGUUGCCUCACCCAAACUGGUUAUGGAAGAGGUAAGUGAAAUUCUGAUAAAUACAUGAAUAUUUAUUGUUCCCCAUUUGUAAUUUAUGUCAGUCUACAGAGAUAGCAAU